UGAUGUUGUGAGCCGGGGUUGAAUCUGAGAGGUACUCCUGCGUCUGAUGUGAGUGCUAAGUGCUCUCUCAAGAAAAAGGACUAGUCCCAUUUGGCUGCUCAAGAAACUAUUGGAGGACCCAGAAUGUCUUACGGAUCCAUUGACGCGGGAUCUUUUGGAAGCAGAAAUCCAUUUGGUGGGCCCACAAGGCAGGGAUACCAGCCAGUAGCUACGCAAGUCAGUCCCUCAGAGCUGCAAGACGUUUUCCAGGAAACCUCCUCUAACAUCUUCCAGAUCAAUGCUAACGUGGUAACACUAGAGAAAACCCUUCAAUCGCUGGGAACAUCCAGAGACACAGCAGAGCUACGGCAGAGUUUACAUUCCACACAGCAGCAAACCAAUAAAGUCAUAACAAGCACAAGCCAACUUGUUAAACAACUCACUGACAUCAUCAGCGGGUCUUCACGGCAAGACAGGCUCCGUCUGACAAGACUCAAAACAGAGCUAUCCGAUUCUGUGCAGCGUUAUGGAGACCUGCAGAAGAAAAUUGCAGAUCGUUCGAGGGCCUUGCUUCCUCCUGCACAAAAGGACAGGAAACAGAGCCUACAGACUCCAUUCAGUGAACUGGUUGAAGAGGGGCCAUUGUUCGGAGCGGGGGAAAGCGUUGAGGGUGAUGGUCAAGCAUUCCUGUCAGAGAUCAGUGAAGAAGAUGUGGAGAUCCUGAGGCAGAGAGAAGAAGCACUGCUGCAGAUUGAGAGAGACAUGCUGGACGUCAAUCAGAUUAUGAAGGACUUGGCCAGCAUGGUGCAUGAACAAGGAGACACCAUAGACAGCGUUGAAGACUACAUUCAGACCACCUCAUCACACGUGGAAUCAGCCAAUCAGGAGCUUGCAAAAGCCAGUCAUUAUCAGAGCCAGCUGAGGAGGAGGAAAUGUUAUCUGCUAAUCGCUGGAGUGCUGCUUCUUACUUUGCUUAUCAUCAUUAUUGCAGUCUCAGCCAGAAAAUGAGAGCAAGACCACAGAGAUCUCUGUUUCAACUCUGCUGUGAUCUCUCCUCAACUUCCCAGCAAAAUAGAGUCUGUACGUAGAGGUCCACCUGUGCUCACUCCCUUUCUUCUUAUCUCUGUCUAUACUUCUGUCAGAUUAUGUGUUUUUUUGUUUUGUUUUUUUGGUGUAUGCAUGUAUGGAAAUGUGUGUGUGUGUG
Sinocyclocheilus rhinocerous is the source of this 1183-nucleotide messenger RNA. Its product is annotated as t-SNARE domain-containing protein 1. Gene Ontology annotation, molecular function: SNAP receptor activity; SNARE binding. Bases 124 to 987 code for a protein of 287 amino acids. Gene Ontology annotation, biological process: intracellular protein transport; vesicle-mediated transport; vesicle fusion. The record is from RefSeq and is a predicted model, not a curated record. NCBI's taxonomy places the organism in Eukaryota, Metazoa, Chordata, Actinopteri, Cypriniformes, Cyprinidae. Gene Ontology annotation, cellular component: SNARE complex; synaptic vesicle; membrane. The transcript is spliced from 12 exons.